AUUAAUUAAUGUUUUUUCAUGAGAAAGUCAAAGAGCCAGGAGGACAACGUACUAUCCCCAGUGUGUCUCUCCAAAGGGUUAGGAAACAUUAGCACUUCAUUUUUUUCAAGUCAGCCAGAGACCAAGUCGACGGCGAUCAUGGCGCAGCUGACGGUCAUUGCCUUCUUAAUCGCUGCCGUCGCAUCGGCAAACCCUGCAGCCUCAUACACUAACCACACCGUGGGCGACGCCGCCGGCUGGUUUUUCAACGUCACCACCAACACAUCCGCCGCCAAUUAUUCCGCCUGGGCCGCCGGCGUAACUUUCAAUCUCGGUGACUAUCUCAUUUUCAAUACGAAUACAAAUCAGACCGUGAUCCAGACAUACAACUUGACGACCUACCAGAUCUGCUCCACCGACGACGCAUCGGACAACGAUACGUUCCAUUACGACGAAGGAAGCAGCCAAUUCGGGGCGGCGUUGACGGUGGCAGUUCGGUUGACCAUCGAGGGUGCAAACUACUAUUUCUCCGACGCGGACGAUGGUGCCCAGUGCCAACAUGGCAUGGCUUUCGCGAUCAAAGUCAAUCACGGGGUCGGCUUGCCGCCGAGCCUCAACCAGCCGCCGCCACCGCCAUACAUGGAGCCUCCGCCGUCAAACCCCGACCCGACCCAGUCGCCGCCGAUGACCGUGGACCAGGCGCGGCAGAACGGUGGUGCGCCGCGGACCAGCGUGAAUGUGCGCAGGGCGCUGUAUUUGUUCCUGCUCUCAUUUGGCAUUGUUACCUAUCUGGUGUGAUGGAGUAGGAUGGAGUGUCUACUGGGAGAUCCGGUGGGAGCAUUUUAGGCAUUUGGUUGUGUCGGAUUAGCAUAUUCUUUGUUUUCUGUUUAAAUCUUUUUCACGGUGAAGUAACAAAUUGUGGACUGCAAUACAAUUCAGGCAUCUCAAUUUUGGCCA
Messenger RNA from Malania oleifera, 936 nucleotides. Its product is annotated as early nodulin-like protein 18. Gene Ontology annotation, molecular function: electron transfer activity. The coding region runs from base 19 to 777 and encodes 252 amino acids. Lineage: Eukaryota; Viridiplantae; Streptophyta; Magnoliopsida; Santalales; Ximeniaceae. The transcript has 2 exons. Gene Ontology annotation, cellular component: plasma membrane. The record is from RefSeq and is a predicted model, not a curated record.